UACGUUAGAAAUGCAGACAAACACUCUUGAUCUGUUUUCUAUUUAUGCUGGAUUAAACAUAAUCUGAAGCCCUUUGUUUCUUGUGUCUAAUGAACGUGCUUGGUAAGCUCACAUAGGUAUGUUUUGGCACACGUUGAGCUCUUGUGAGGAGAAAAGCAGGCGUUUUCUUUCUUUUUUUUUUGGCUGAGAGCAAAGUCCUGUUUGUUGAUCUCCACUAUAUAAAGCCAGAUCUCAUCUCGAUCAGCAGCAGCAGCCCCAAACAGAAAGAUGCUGAACAUCAGUGAGCUCUCUCUGAGGUCCCCUCAUUUCAGGGCGUCCGACCGUCUCCUGCAGCCCUUCUGGGACCAUCUCCUUCUUCACCACCUGUCUCUCGUCUCGUCUCCCUUUUUGCCCGUCAUCCUCGCCUUCUCCAGCUACUUUUGCUUUAGUUUGCCUUUUGCUGUGUUGGACCUCUUGGGGGAAAGGGUCCCUUUGUUCCACAAGUAUAAGAUCCAGCAAGACAGGAGGCCAACGCURGKAAUGAUGGCCAAGAGCUUCAUGACAUCUCUCUAUAACCACAUAUUUUUUGUUCUACCGGCUGUCAUAAUCGGCAUGUUCAUACUGCCAACACCAACCCUGCCGCGAGAUGCUCCUACGUUAUACCAGUUGUUCUCCGAAGGACUGGCUAUACUGCUCCUCUUUGACACCCAGUACUUCAUCUGGCACUUUGUGCACCACAAGAACCUGCAGCUGUACCGCUGGGUGCAUGCAGUCCACCAUGAGUACAUGGCUCCAUUCUCCUGGUCCACGGAGCAGCUCAGCAUUCCAGAACUGAUGACCGUGGGCUUCUGGAGCAACCUGGACCCGAUUCUUUUGAGGUGUCACCCACUGAGCACAUGGUGCAUAACAGUUCUGAGCAUCUGGAUGUCCGUGGAGGACCACAUAGGCUACGACCUGCCCUGGACCCUGAACCACCUGGUGCCCUUCGGUCUGCUGGGGGGCGCCCCGGCCCACGACUUGCACCACCAGAAGCCCAGCAGCAACUACGCUCCCUUCUUCAGCCACUGGGACCGGAUCUUCGGCACUGCYGUGUCUCUGAAGAAGAAAAACGUUGAUUAACACAAAACAAUAGUCAACACAAUUCUGUAAAUAAUGCCUCUUUUAUAAAUAUGUUGUCUUGUUAAAUCUCUUUAUUUUGCUGCUGCACUUCUUGCAUUAUUAGCAUUUUUAAAAAUGCAUURAACUUGUACAAAUAUUUAAAUGUGUUUCAGCUUUUGUUCAAUAAACAUCUAUUUAUAAAGCAGA
Molecule: messenger RNA, 1284 nt
Organism: Poecilia reticulata (guppy)
Lineage: Eukaryota; Metazoa; Chordata; Actinopteri; Cyprinodontiformes; Poeciliidae
Product: cholesterol 25-hydroxylase-like protein 1, member 1
Biological process (GO): lipid biosynthetic process
Molecular function (GO): iron ion binding; oxidoreductase activity
Source: RefSeq, a predicted model, not a curated record